Drosophila serrata is the source of this 2665-nucleotide messenger RNA. RefSeq lists its product as uncharacterized. Lineage: Eukaryota; Metazoa; Arthropoda; Insecta; Diptera; Drosophilidae. The record is from RefSeq and is a predicted model, not a curated record.
GCUUAAUCUAGGAGAAACAAUGCCAAUUUAACUAACAAGAAAACGCUUUCUAUUAAACAAAAUAAUGUUAUAAAAAACGUAAAUGUACCUGCACAUCAACUGUUGUUGUGACCACAAUUACUGCAUUUAAAAAGUUAAACAUGGCCAAGGCGCAGGCGUCAAAUUUCUUGUAAACAUUGCCCGCCCAACCCAAAAUGCAACAAAAAGCGCCAAUGAACGCAAAAUCGGCACAAGGACAUGCCAACACAAGCUAGGAAAAAUCAAUAACAACACAGCCGCAAAGCGACAGAGGCCGGAAGUGCACUUUUUUUUUGCAUUACUGCGCGUUAAGUAACUCCGGGAAGGCAGUAAAAAAUUGAAUUUCAGCAGGAAAGUGAUGUAGGUUUCUCGGCUAAAGCCCUUUGAAAAAAAGAAAAAACCUUAAAAUGGUGGGUAAAGGAUCCAGCGGUCUGGGCGUAGACACAAACACGGGUAGCAAGGAACGCCCAGUUUUUAUUCCGCCCCGGAAACGUCAACAAACCAAAUCAGAAGCCAAGAAGCAGAAUUAUGUGGACCAUAUUGUCAGUGUGCAGCAAAACCGACCCAAGUUGUCGCCCUCGAAUCCGGGCCUCGAGGAGGAGCUCCGCAAGUCAAAGCUCAUUAUUAAGAACAAACAGCCGCUGCCGCAACUUCCGGGGGAAUUGGGCGUUCCCAGCACCCAGGACACCUUGGCCAGCACUCACUCGGCCAGCUCCACACAGCACAGCCAGAAGUCGGCCCGGUCGGCCGGUAAUCUCAACGAGCUCCAGAACUUUGAGUCUAUCUCACAAGGCACCAAGUCCACAUCGCAGAGGCAUGAGAGUAGCACCGUAACGCCGAGCAGCUGCUGCUACUCGGAGAGCAGCCUGGACGCCAAGUUGAGCAAGUCACAGGAUUGCCUGAGCAACCGCUCUUCCUCCAAGAAGCGGGUAAACAUUCGAACUUCGGAUCUGCCUGGGCAGGGACGCAAUCAGCGCUCAUCGCCGGAGAUCGCCAACUACGAGGACCUAGAGUCUGGGGAAACGAGUGUGCUGAACACCUACGACCAGAGCCUGGAGCGAGGCUACCAAGCGCGAAAGGAUGGCGGCGGCAACUACCUGACCAUGACGGGCACCAUUAAGCGGGGCCGCAAGAAGGGUCAGUCCGUGGAUCUACAGAUCAACAUAAGCCGCGAGGAGCUGGAGCAGCUGAAUGCCCAUGCCAUGGCCAGCGAUUCACAGAAGGGCGGCAGCUUGUGCUGCACCUGCAGCUGUGGCACCGGACUCCACAUCCUGCUCAUUUCGCUGCUGUGCCUGCCCUUCGUGACGGUCAUCUCGGCGGUGUAUUCCUUUUACAUCGGCACCCUCACCUGGUACAACAUGUUCAACUACUACUGCGAGGAGCGGACCUAUCUCCACAAGAUCCUGGUAACGCCGCUCCUGUUCGUGGCCUAUCCACUGGCCAUUGUGCUGUGCACCUUCGGGCUGGGCAUCUACUCGGGAGUGCGCCAACUGAGUCUGCAGUACAGCAGCUGGGUGAACGACAUUACGGACAUCGAGAAGGGCUUCUACGGCUGGCUGUGUGGCUUCCUGCACAUGCCCGACUGUAGUCCCUAUGAGGUGGUGAUCCUUACUGACAUAUGUGUGGCGCCACAGGAUCCGCAGAGGUUGCACAUUAACAAGCCACGUCAGGAGCUUUCAAUGUAGGAUGUGUAUGGCCUCAGUUUCGUUAGCGGCCCCGGAUUUUCGACCAUAAGUGUGAUAUAAAAACGUAAUUGCAUUUGCAAUAUGCAAUGCUGGCAGGAGUAAGAUCGACACAAUAAGUUUCCUUUGGCCAAAUUUGUUCCUUUUACAUUGACAUAAUCGUAUGUCUGCAAUUGCAGCUUUAGAGAACGGAAAUAUACUAUAUAUAUCGAAGCCACAAACAUAAUCCAAACCCUAGAGAGACUAGCAUUUAAGUUGACAGAAAUCUAACACUCGCACAGCGCCUAAAAUAGAGAAUAUAAAAUUCGGCUAACCGAAUCUAAUAUAACCUUGCAAAUGUCAUGGAAUUAUCUGUCAAUAAGCAGUAAAAAAUUAAUUGCUCAAAAGUCACAGAUUUGAUAGAAAAGUGUAAUUAAAUUUUUUGUCUGAAAGCCACAUUACUACAUCCUCUUAAUAAUCUAAUAGGAAUUAAUUUUCCAAAUCUCUAAAUAAUUUAUUCAGUAGUCCCAUAAAUUGUUGUUGACAUUGCUAUCUUUGAUUUAACAAAGAUAUUUCGAUCCAUUUGCAAGGUUUAUAUAUAAACACAGUUAACUGUUGUAGUUGGGCAUUAGCCUGCCAUUUGAAACUCUGCUUUCUUUUUGAUCUUAAAGCCAAAUUUAAUAAAUAAGAAACGUAAAUAUCGAACUCAAAUCGCAUUUACAGAUUUUGCAUUUAUCUUCAGAGUGAACUAAACCAAAAGAGCAGCCAACAUAAAUGCGCAGUUGUCGUGAUGGAAAAUUUUUCUUAGUUUUAAGCAAACAUUUUUUAUUUCUACGUCAAUAAUAAAUAAAUGAAGAAAAAACAGCAGCAAAGCCACACAUCUAUAUACAAACAUACUUAUAUAAGCAAACGUUUUUAAAAUAGAAAUUCUAUAUGUUAAGAAAAUUAAGAACCCGAAUAUCAAACUCUUAUUGAAAUGAAUAUAU